GGUAUCGUGUCAUGGCUUAUUUCUGUGCUGUUGGAGAGAAUUUGUUGUGAUAAUUUAGCAUAAAAAAAGAAAUUAAAACAUUGUUUCUUUUCAUUAACUUAUUAUCACUUUACGAUAACUGUAAUAAUAUAAAAGAUAUUAAAUCUGUAGGGUUUGAAGGUGUUCUUACUUUUGUUUGUUUGUUCAAGCCAUAAAAAUGGGAAAAGGUUUUAAUAAUUACAUGUGUAAAAAGUUUUUCCACCCUGCUUCGAGGGAUAACUUAAAGCGAGUAUGGAUGGCAGAACAGAAAACGGAUGCAUAUAAGAAAAAACAAGAGGAAUUAAAAGUACAAUAUGAAAGAGAACAGGAAUUACAUGAAAACAAGGCUUUGUUGAGUAAAGAGAGUAAAGACAAACUCAGUCUCAAUUUUAUGUAUGAGCCACCACCAGGUGUCAAAAAAGAGCGUGAAAGAGAAGAUAACGAACCAGAGUACAAGUUUGAGUGGCAGCGGAAAUAUAAUGCACCUAGGGAAAGUUACUGCAAGGGUGACAAUGAAAUCAGAGACCAGCCAUUUGGCAUUUUGGUGAGGAAUGUGCGUUGUAUCAAGUGCCACAAAUGGGGUCACAUUAACACAGAUAAAGAAUGUUCAAUGUAUUCUCUAUCAAUGAGCGAGGCCCGUGCACUCCAAGCUUCCACAUCAGCCCCUGAAGAGGAGGAGGAAAAGCCAGACGUUCCGACCUUGAUGCAGCACAUGAGAGACUCUGGGCUGGUCAUGAAGCCUGGAGCCCUGCCUCUUGCUGCCACCAGAAUUCAGGACAAUGAAGGUGGAGCUAAUCUGACCGAAAUGGACUUGAUAAGCCAGUUGACUAAGAAGCAAAAGAAGAAAUUGUUGAAGAAGCUGGAAAAACUUGAGGAGAAAAAACACAAAAAAUCAAAGGACAAAAAACACAAAAGGAAGUCAAGGGACAGAGAUUGAAUUUUUCAUUCUUUAGAUUAUAAUUAUCUAUAAAUUUAACUUAAUUCUCAUGUACUAUUUUUUUUUUGGGCCCCUAUAAUUGUAACACUAAUCUAUUUUACAAAAAAAAAUGUUGUAGAAUGAGGCACUUCCAAACAACUGGGGGUCUUUUGAGUCUGUAGCCGUCAUUCUAAUAAAGGAAGUUGAAGAAGACUUCCGCCUGUAUCAUAGUUGAUUUACGUUUAUAAAAAAGGGCCCCUAGAAAGGUUUUUUUUAAUAUUGCAAGUAACUAACUGUACAACAUACAUUGUGUGUUUUAGUUUUAAUAUUUAAUCUAUUUACUUAAUAAAUAAUUAAGUACCUAA
Cydia pomonella (codling moth) is the source of this 1299-nucleotide messenger RNA. RefSeq names its product corepressor interacting with RBPJ 1-like. Lineage: Eukaryota; Metazoa; Arthropoda; Insecta; Lepidoptera; Tortricidae. Gene Ontology annotation, biological process: negative regulation of DNA-templated transcription. Gene Ontology annotation, molecular function: transcription corepressor activity. The transcript is spliced from 5 exons. Bases 197 to 955 code for a protein of 252 amino acids. Gene Ontology annotation, cellular component: nucleus. The record is from RefSeq and is a predicted model, not a curated record.